UGAGCUGCCAUAAUCGUGUAAGAAAAUAACUUUAAGUAUAAUUAAGAUAAAAGUGAAAUUAUGAAGUGGUAGUCAAAAACUUAAAGUGAAAUAGUUAACUGUAAUCUGAAAGACUGUGAAAUAAUCACAAAAUGGCGACCGCGUCACAUUUAGGCAUCAAAGGCCUCGAAGGCCUCCACAGCGUGACGAUCAGGCAGAAAGUGACUGGUUUCUCUAACAACAAGUACGUGGUGGUGGCACCAGAUGGCGCUGUCAUUCUGUACGCCAAGGAGAACUCCGGCGCACUGAACCGGCUGUUCGGCGGGAAGGACCGCGCUUUUGAGAUUAACAUUUAUGACACACAGGAUAAAGAAGUAGUUCGCCUCCGCCGUCCAUACACGUUCGGCCCCGACAAGAUGGACGUAACCUUGUGUGGCAGUCUCAUCAGCGUGGUCCGACAGGAGGUCACCUUCUUCAAACCUGUACUUAACAUCAAUGAUGCCAAUGAUCGUCCUAUGCUGAGGGUCAAGGGACCUAUGGCUACUGCGGGAGAUGCUGAUUUUAAAUUAUACAAUACAAAGAAGCAACAAGUUGGUGUCAUCGCCAAGCGCUGGGGUGGACUGGCGCGCGAACUCUUCUCAGAUGCUGACCACUUCGAGAUCAGCUUCCCUGCUGACGCUACCGUCGGUGUCAAGGCGGCUAUCAUUGGAACUUGUUUCCUUAUAGUAAGUCAUAUCAACCUUAACGUCUGAUAGCUGGGGUGGGUGCGAGAACUCUUCUCAGAUGCUGACCACUUCGAGAUCAGCUUCCCUGCUGACGCUACCGUCGGUGUCAAGGCGGCUAUCAUUGGAACUUGUUUCCUUAUAGUAAGUCAUAUCAACCUUAACGUCUGAUAGCUGGGGUGGGUGAGAGAUCUCUUCUCAGAUGCUGACCACUUCGAGAUCAGCUUCCCUGCUGACGCUACCGUCGGUGUCAAGGCGGCUAUCAUUGGGACUUGCUUUCUUAUAGACUUCCUGCACUACGAGAACUGAUCGGUGAAGCUGAAGAUGUUAUCUUUGAUGUCAUAUUAUUAUAAAACGCAUUUAAAAUUAAGAUAAGCCGCACUUGUGCAUUAAAAUAUUAUCUACGUACUGUUUUCAAAAUAAACAAUUAUAACGAUCA
Cydia splendana is the source of this 1140-nucleotide messenger RNA. Its product is annotated as phospholipid scramblase 3-like. The transcript has 5 exons. Gene Ontology annotation, cellular component: plasma membrane. NCBI's taxonomy places the organism in Eukaryota, Metazoa, Arthropoda, Insecta, Lepidoptera, Tortricidae. The record is from RefSeq and is a predicted model, not a curated record. The coding region runs from base 132 to 731 and encodes 199 amino acids. Gene Ontology annotation, molecular function: phospholipid scramblase activity. Gene Ontology annotation, biological process: plasma membrane phospholipid scrambling.